Molecule: messenger RNA, 1362 nt
Organism: Panicum hallii
Lineage: Eukaryota; Viridiplantae; Streptophyta; Magnoliopsida; Poales; Poaceae
Product: aspartyl protease family protein At5g10770-like
Exons: 2
Coding region: 1-1362 (453 amino acids)
Biological process (GO): proteolysis
Molecular function (GO): aspartic-type endopeptidase activity
Source: RefSeq, a predicted model, not a curated record
AUGGCUUCUCUGCUCUUGUGCAUUGUCUUGUGCAGCUACUAUUCCAUUGCUUAUGGAGGUGGUGGUGACCAGAGCUUUGUGACUGUGCCAACCAGCUCUUUUGAGCCAGAGCGAGUUUGCUCCGGGGAGAGAGUGAUGUCGGAGCAGAACAACUCCGCCGUGUCCCUUCCACUAGUGCAUCGCCACGGUCCGUGCGCGCCGUCGAUUUCUCCAGACAAGCCGUCCUUCGCCGACACGCUCCGCAUCAGCCGCGCCCGCAUCAACCACAUCACGAGCGGAGUGCCGAGGAGCAUGGGCUCGCAUGGUGAUGAGAAAGCGAGCAUCCCCGCCCACCUAGGCACUUCCGUGAAGUCGCUUGAGUACGUCGUCACCGUGAGCUUCGGCACGCCGGCGGUGCCCAAGGUCGUCGUCAUCGACACCGGCAGCGACCUGUCGUGGUUGCAGUGCAAACCGUGCCGGCCCGGCGAGUGCUCCCAGCAGAAGGACCCCUUGUUUGACCCGAGCCACUCCUCCACGUACGGCUCCGUCGACUGCGGGUCCGCCCCGUGCAAGAAACUCACCGCCGACGCGUACGCCAACGGCUGCGCGAACGGGAAGCAGUGCGGGUUCCUCAUCUCGUACGCGGAUGGAACUAGCACGGACGGUGUGUACAGUAAGGACAAGCUCACGCUGGCGCCCGGGGUCGUCGUCAACAACUUCUAUUUCGGCUGUGGCCACGACAAGCGCGCGGUGCAGGGCUUGUACGACGGCCUCCUUGGGCUCGGCCGCCUGUCGGAGUCCCUCGCCUCGCAGUACGGCGGCGCCGUCUCAUACUGCCUCCCUGCUGUGAGCAGCAAGCCCGGGUUCCUCGCACUCGGCGCUGGGAAGAGCCCGUCGGGCUUCCAGUUCACGCCGAUGGGCAGGGUCCCGGGACAGCCGACGUUUGCCACGGUGACGCUCGCCGGGAUCACCGUCGGAGGCAAAAAGCUCAACCUCCGGCCGUCGGCGUUCCAGGGUGGCAUGAUCGUGGACUCCGGUACCGUCAUCACAGGUCUCCAGUCCACGGCAUACCAGGCGCUGAGGUCGGCGUUCAGAAGCGCCAUGGCGGCAUACCCGAUGGUUCCAAACGACCAUCUUGAAACUUGCUACAACUUGGCCGGUCACAAGAACGUCGUCGUGCCGAAGAUUGCCCUGACGUUCAGUGGAGGAGCCACGAUCAACCUCGACGUCCCCAACGGGAUCCUGGUGAAUGGCUGCCUCGCUUUCGCAGAUUCCGGCCUCGACGGUACCACCGGAGUCCUCGGCAACGUGAAUCAGCGCACGUUUGAGGUGCUGUUCGACACCAGCAGUAGUAAAGUCGGCUUCCGGGCUAAUGCCUGCUAA